UACAUCUCUCUCUCUCUCCUCUGCUUCUGCAACUGAUUGUGGAGGGAAAGUGAUGCGAAUGUGCGUCGUCGCAUGAUUCUUCUGCAACCGCGUUCCCAUGACGCCUUCCGUUCGCUUUCCUCUUCCGUUCCUUGGUUAACCAACGAGAUUUCCCCCAAUGAAUUAUACAUAUAUGUGUGUGUGCAUAUGUGUAUGCAAUGAGGCAGUGACAUAGUGCGGGGGGUGUCUGGUAGGAUCUCAUGUAUUAGCUGUGGUUUGGUUUCGCCCUGAGCUUGCAAGAGAAAUGGGACAAGCCUUAGGAUGCAUUCAAGUGGACCAGUCAACUGUAGCUAUUAGGGAGACUUUUGGAAGGUUUGAUGAUGUGCUGGAACCUGGAUGCCACUGUCUGCCUUGGUGCCUCGGGAGCCAGUUAGCUGGUCAACUCUCUCUCCGUGUGCAGCAGCUGGAUGUUCGCUGCGAGACAAAAACCAAGGAUAAUGUCUUUGUUACUGUGGUUGCUUCCAUCCAGUAUCGAGCCUUGGCUGAAAAGGCUGCUGACGCCUUCUACAAGCUCAGUAAUACCAGGGCACAAAUUCAAGCUUAUGUGUUUGAUGUUAUUAGGGCAAGUGUUCCCAAGUUGGAUCUAGAUUCAACCUUUGAGCAGAAGAAUGAUAUAGCCAAAGCUGUGGAAGAUGAACUUGAAAAGGCUAUGUCAGCUUAUGGAUAUGAGAUCGUUCAGACUCUUAUUGUGGAUAUCGAACCAGAUGAACAUGUCAAGAGGGCAAUGAAUGAGAUUAAUGCUGCUGCCCGGAUGAGAGUUGCUGCUAAUGAGAAAGCUGAGGCAGAGAAGAUUCUGCAGAUCAAGCGUGCUGAGGGCGAUGCUGAGUCGAAGUAUCUUGCUGGUCUCGGUAUUGCAAGGCAGCGUCAGGCCAUUGUGGACGGGCUGAGGGACAGCGUUCUGGCUUUCUCUGAGAAUGUCCCUGGGACAACCUCGAAGGAUGUAAUGGACAUGGUCCUGGUCACCCAGUACUUUGACACAAUGAAGGAGAUUGGGGCGAGCUCGAAGUCGAGCUCUAUCUUCAUCCCGCAUGGACCGGGCGCUGUCAAGGAUGUCGCUGCACAGAUCAGGGAAGGCCUUCUCCAGGCAAAUGCGGCACAGUAGCCUCCCAUUGUCGACAAAGCACUGCAACAGGAUUUCUCUAAAACUGAUAAUUUUACGGUGUUGGCUCCUAUCUUUCAUUAGGCAUUUGCUAUGUGUCUUCUAGUUUGAUUUGCUCUUGAACUGAUGGGGUAGUCGGUGUCUAUGGGUUUUUGCUUCACCGGACAGGGUAAGUACAGAGCCCGGGAUGUGCAUACAGGAGUGGCAAAUAAGUGGUGAAGUAAGACCUUGAACGUUUGUCUAUAGGUGGGGUAUGUGCAGUUCUAUUCUGGUACCGUGGAGUGAGAGGGAAAAUUGUUUUGUAAGACCUAAUAUUGGCUUUGUUACGAGAAAGAUGUUCCUUUUAUCC
Messenger RNA from Punica granatum (pomegranate), 1487 nucleotides. NCBI's taxonomy places the organism in Eukaryota, Viridiplantae, Streptophyta, Magnoliopsida, Myrtales, Lythraceae. The record is from RefSeq and is a predicted model, not a curated record.